CCCCCUUCUUCUACAGUCGUCUUUUAUCAUAUCAUCAAUCGUCAAGAGCGAUCGAGAGAGAGAGAUACAGAAAUCGGUUCGGUUGUGUUUGCUUUGCUUUGCACGAGAGAGAGGAGGAGACCCAUUUUUAGAGUCGUUGCCGAGUGAAUCCGAUAAUUUCAAGCUAGGGUUCCAAAGUUUGAAUCCAAUAAACAACUGCGAGCGUGCGUCGAUCUAUCCCAGUACUCACUGCCCAUCCUCUUUUCUUCUGCUAUUUCCAAUCAAAACCCGUUUCAGAGAGAGAGAGAGAGAGAGCCGAGCAGACAAGGUAGCCUUCCAAAAACUUUGGAUCCUUUAGAGCUUUUACCUUCUUGGGCUUUUCUGAAAAUUCUCAUCACUCUGAACUUCUUCUUCUGUUCUGGAUAGAGGUUCUGGGCGGUUGGUUGGGCCGAUUGGUGGAGCUGCAGAAGCCAAAAAUCUACGGGUGAAGUUUUUGUUGCAUCGGAUUCAUGCAUGUUUUAACCUAUUGAGCGAAAGUAAGUUAGAGCAGACAUGCAAAGAGAUAAUACUGCCGGAAGUCCAUCAACCCCAAGGUCCCCACGACUGCGGCACCGUAGACGCUCAGCUGAGCAACUUAUCCCAGAUGCUAGUAACACAAAUGGAGGUCAUUUACUUGUUGAUGACAAUAAUAAAUACAAGACGAUGUGGAUUCGGGCAUACUCUACUGUUUGGAUGAUUGGAGGAUUUGCAUUAAUUAUAUAUCUGGGCCAUCUGGCUAUUACUGCCAUGGUGGUUGUUAUCCAAAUCUUCAUGGCAAAGGAGCUCUUUAAUCUCUUAAGGAGAGCUCAUGAAGAUAGGCGUCUCCCAGGAUUCAGGCUGUUAAAUUGGCACUUCUUCUUCACUGCAAUGCUGUUUGUUUACGGUCGAAUACUCAGUCAACGGCUUGUUAACACUGUAACUUCAGAUAAAUUUUUACAUAAGGUUGUAAGCAGUCUUAUCCAGUAUCAUAUGGUCGCCUGCUAUUUCUUGUACAUCGCAGGUUUUAUGUGGUUCAUUCUUACAUUGAAGAAGAAGAUGUACAAGUAUCAAUUUGGCCAGUAUGCAUGGACACACAUGAUCCUAAUAAUUGUGUUUACACAGUCCUCUUUUACUGUAGCCAACAUCUUUGAAGGAAUUUUCUGGUUUCUUCUUCCAGCAACACUCAUAGUCAUCAAUGAUAUUGCUGCUUACAUUUGCGGCUUCUUUUUUGGAAGAACCCCUUUGAUUAAGAUAUCUCCAAAGAAAACUUGGGAGGGGUUCAUUGGAGCUUCUAUUACAACUAUGUUCUCAGCGUUUUGGCUUGCACAUAUCAUGGGACAAUUUCAAUGGCUAACUUGUCCAAGAAAGGAUUUAUCUACCGGUUGGCUUCACUGUGAUCCUGGUCCAUUGUUUACACCAGAGUAUCAUACCUUACCAGGAUGGCUCCCGGAAUGGUUUCCUUGGAAAGGGAUCUCAAUUAUGCCAGUUCAAUGGCAUGCUCUAUGUCUUGGUUUGUUUUCAUCAAUUAUAGCACCUUUUGGAGGCUUCUUUGCAAGUGGUUUUAAAAGAGCUUUCAAAGUCAAGGAUUUUGGUGACAGUAUCCCUGGGCACGGUGGAAUCACAGAUAGAAUGGAUUGUCAGAUGGUAAUGGCUGUUUUCGCUUACAUCUAUCAUCAGUCAUUUGUUGUGCCUCAACAGCUCUCGGUUGAAAUUUUAUUGGACCAGAUUUUGACAAACCUUACUCUCGAGCAGCAGCAAGCUCUGUAUGAGAAGCUUAAACAAGUCUUGCAGGAUAGGCUAGUCGGAUGAUCAUGUGUGAAUAACCUGUAUUUGUGUUAUCUUCUUCCUCUCCUUGUAUGUUCGUAAUAUUGUCAAGGAGGAAAAAGAAAAUGGUGGUGUUCUGUUUUCGUAGAACGACCCCAUUGAAAUAUUUAGGUCGGAGGCAUCAUUCUUUUGUGUGGAAACUUUGUAUAGUGGCUCUUGGUCAUUUAAUAUAUGUGAACUCUCGAUGGAAGUCCUCCCUCCUCUCCCUCCCCUGUAUCUGUGCUUUUGAUGGAUUUGUAAAGAUGGCAAAGCUUUGUCAGUUGUGGAAUUUGAUUAUUCUUAUGCUUACAAUUGAAUGCUUAUUAGUGUUUUAUGAUACCUAUUGAUUGCUUUGUCC
Messenger RNA from Rosa chinensis, 2158 nucleotides. RefSeq names its product phosphatidate cytidylyltransferase 2. The record is from RefSeq and is a predicted model, not a curated record. Gene Ontology annotation, cellular component: endoplasmic reticulum membrane. Gene Ontology annotation, molecular function: phosphatidate cytidylyltransferase activity. The transcript is spliced from 13 exons. Bases 532 to 1806 code for a protein of 424 amino acids. NCBI's taxonomy places the organism in Eukaryota, Viridiplantae, Streptophyta, Magnoliopsida, Rosales, Rosaceae.